AUCCGGCGGCGCCGCGCGCUUCCCGGCGUGCCCCGCGGGCGCGGCGAUCGCGGCGGACAAGAUGGAGGCGCACGGUGAGGACGGGGAGGCCUCGGAGGCCCCGUCCCCGCCCCCGGGGCCUGGCGGCGGCGUCAACGUCUUCGCCAACGACGGCAGCUUCUUGGAGCUCUUCAAGCGCAAGAUGGAAGCGGAGCGGGAACGGGAGGAGGCGGCGGCGGCGGCGGCAGCAGCAGCGGCGGAAACAGCCGGUGGCGCCGGGGCCCGCCCGUCCGCCGGUUCGAAGAGGAGCGGCGGCGCCCUCAGCUUCGUGGGCAGGCGGCGAGGGGGGAACAAACUGGCCUUGAAGACGGGAGUGGUGGCCCAAGAAACAAAGGACGGACGAGGAGUGCUGACGAGUAAGGGGGACGCGUGGGCCAAGUACAUGGCCGAGGUGAAGAAGUACAAAGCGCAUCAGUGCAGCGACGACGACAAAACGCGGCCCUUGGUCAAGUAG
Messenger RNA from Strigops habroptila (Kakapo), 493 nucleotides. RefSeq names its product telomerase RNA component interacting RNase (gene TRIR). The record is from RefSeq and is a predicted model, not a curated record. Lineage: Eukaryota; Metazoa; Chordata; Aves; Psittaciformes; Psittacidae. Bases 62 to 493 code for a protein of 143 amino acids. Gene Ontology annotation, molecular function: 5'-3' exonuclease activity; 3'-5' exonuclease activity. The transcript is spliced from 3 exons.